Saccostrea echinata is the source of this 1248-nucleotide messenger RNA. RefSeq names its product E3 ubiquitin-protein ligase TRIM45-like. NCBI's taxonomy places the organism in Eukaryota, Metazoa, Mollusca, Bivalvia, Ostreida, Ostreidae. The record is from RefSeq and is a predicted model, not a curated record. The transcript has 2 exons. Bases 1 to 1248 code for a protein of 415 amino acids. Gene Ontology annotation, molecular function: ubiquitin-protein transferase activity; zinc ion binding. Gene Ontology annotation, biological process: positive regulation of DNA-templated transcription. Gene Ontology annotation, cellular component: nucleoplasm; chromatin.
AUGUACCCCCGUACCACUGCCCAGGACCUGAUGCGAUGUGAUCUUUGUGAGACGGCUAUAGUACAGAUGCACUGUGAUAGAUGUCUCGCCAACCUGUGCAAAGCAUGUGUGGGAGAACACAUCUCAAAGGAUGAUUCCAAGGAUCACAAAGUUGUGAAUUUUCAGUAUAGGAAUACCACUCCCCUCUAUCCCGAUUGUGCCUCCCACGAGGAGGAACAAUGUGCGAUGUAUUGCCGACACUGUGAUAUUCCCGUCUGUCACAGUUGCCUAGCAACGAAUCAUCACCUCAGUCAUACGUUAUCAAAAAUCUUGCAAGUUCUUAGUGAAAAGCAAGAUAUGAUAAAAAAAGAGCAAACUGAAUUGCAUAAAAGAAUUUAUCCAACCUACAAGAGCAUUGCCUCUGACGUACAGAUCAGAAUAAGUCAGUUAGAGGAGGAAUAUGGAGAUCUCUCAGCAACCAUAACACAACAUGGAAAUAACCUGCACCAGCAAAUUGACCAACUUGUCUCGAAAUUUAAGGCUCAGGCUAAUGAAACUAAGGUCUCACAGCUUGAAUCAUUAAAAAAGCAUUUGGAUGACAUAAACAAAAAAAUUGACAACAUGAAAAUUGAAAUCGAUUCACUUGAUACCGCUGCAAACUCCAAUGACAUUUCAACAACAAUCAAUGUAAGAUCCAUUGUAGAUCAAUAUAAAAAGCUUCCACAAAAACUUGUAUCAUUUGUACCUAAAUUCAUUCCAGGGCCAAUUCAAGGGGAGGAACUUCAUAAACUCUUUGGAGCUUUAUUGUUAGUAUCUGAUACGUCAGAGGAGGAUGGUUACAGUAUGAAGACAACACAGGAAUCAUCAGAAGAGGAAUCCUUUCCUCCAGUCGGACAAAAUACAUCAGAAGCUAGAUCCUCUCCUCAAGCUAAACAACAAUCAUCAGAAGCCCGAUUCUUUCCACCAGUGCCGCCGAAACCACUAAAGAUGAACUUGUUCCCAUCUUUAGGCGAACAAAAACCACCUGAAGUUACUUCCCCUCCGUCAUUUGAAAAGAAAUCACCAGAAGUUACUUCCCUUCCGUCAUUUGAAAAGAAAUCACCAGAAGAUGGAUUCCCUUCCCCAGUGAUACAGAAAUCAGUAGAAGAUGCAUCCCCUUUUUUAAUCAAAAAGCUGCAGAAUGAACCACAGAUUUUUAGCACAAUAUCAAUAACACUUCUGAACUUAAGUCAAUCACAACCAGGUCUGGGAACAUCCCAACAGACUUAG